AGACAGAGAGACACACACACACACACAAAGUGCCGAAUUUUCGUGGAAGUUUUUGGUGAACGGCCACAAUCCUUAGCGACGCCAAGCAAAACAGAGCAGCAGGCAAGCAGCAGAAAGACAACCACCACCACUGCGUUGAACACACAGCACGCAUCAGACACAGACGCAUUGCCACGCGCACGCAACAGGAAUACACGCACGCCAGAGAUACACGGUGUGAGCGACAUGCCUGUUCAAAGUUACUACGACACGCUGGGGCUCCAGCGAAGCGCGCUUCCAGCAGACGUCCGCAAAGCGUAUCGCAAGUUGAGCUUGGAGAACCACCCUGAUCGCAACAAGAGCAUUGAUGCAGAAGCAAACUUCAAGCGCGUUGCAGAAGCAUAUGUCGUCCUCAGCACACCGGAUCUCCGUGCCAUUUAUGACCAAUAUGGCAUGGAGGGCUUGAGCUCUGGUGCACCAAAGGGACACGACGGCUACACAGAUCCAUGGGUAUUUGAUGGAGAUGCACACAAGGUCUUCCGUGAAUUCUUUGGCACAGACAACCCUUUCCAAGACUUGUUCCCGCCACAGGACGAGUUCCAGCUUGGCCCUGGGCCGUCUGUUGCGCAGCGUCUGCGGCGGCACCAGAGCCCUCCCAUCGAGUCAGACCUCUACAUCUCGCUCGAGGAGGCAUUCACGGGCUGCGUCAAGAAGCUCAGAAUCACACGCAAGGUGUUGAACGACGAUGGACACACAACGACACAGCGCGACAAAAUCCUCACUGUGAAUGUGAAACCCGGCUGGAAGGAGGGCACGCGAGUGACGUUCCCGAAGGAGGGCGACCAAGGCCCGAACAACAUCCCGGCGGACGUCGUGUUUGUCAUCAAAUACAGGGACCACCCGCGCUUCCGACGAAAAGGGAAUGAUCUCAUUCACACCACGCGCGUCAAGCUCUCCGAUGCGCUGUGCGGCUGCGGCAUUUCGCUCCUCACGCUCGACGGGCGCCAGCUGAACAUCCCUGUCAACGACGUGAUCACCCCCGCAUACAUGAAGCGCGUGCCCGGCGAGGGCAUGCCGCACUCCAAGGACCCGGCCACUCGCGGCGACUUGAUUAUCAAGUUUGACAUUUUGUUUCCGGCAAAUCUCACGGACGACAGCAAGCGGCUCAUUCGCGCCGCGCUGCCGUGACGUGACCAUCACUCCUUGAUGUGGGCCACACCCCAUGUUUCCUGUCUCCAUGUUUCCUGUCCUGGCCAUGUUUCAGGCCUUUUUGUUGGUUUUGUUGAUGAUCUUGGUCUUUUGUGGUGGUGGAGCGAGGUUGAGUGGUGCGGCAGGUAUUGUUUUGUUGUGAACGUGACGUACGUGCUUGUGCGUUCCCGUGUCUGUCCCCUCCAUUGUUUGGUUGCUUAUCCUGGGCAGUAUAACAAGCAUGAUGAGCAA
Molecule: messenger RNA, 1419 nt
Organism: Salpingoeca rosetta
Lineage: Eukaryota; Choanoflagellata; Craspedida; Salpingoecidae
Exons: 9
Coding region: 226-1167 (313 amino acids)
Cellular component (GO): cytosol
Molecular function (GO): protein-folding chaperone binding
Source: RefSeq, a predicted model, not a curated record